AUUUGCCACGAUUUUUCUUUCAGAAAUUUUCUGAUGUAAUUAAUAGACGUUUUUAACGAGCUUGUUCAUAAAAACAUUUUGCCAUUUGCAAAUAUUUUUAGUUAAAAUAAUUUAAUUAAUAUGGAAGGUGAUGAUGGUUUUGAUCCUAUAUUAUUGAGGAAGAAAAAAAAGAAGAAGACGUUUGAUUUGGAUGCCGUCUUAGCAUUUGAUUUAGAUGACUCCAAGAAAGAAGAAAAUAUAGAAGAGCCAUCCGGUGAAGCAGUUGCCAAUGAUUUUGACGACAAUCUAGAUUUGGAAAAUUUUGGUAAAAAGAAGAAGAAAAAGAAGAAGCCUUUUAAUCUAGAAGAAAUAGAUAAUGCUUUACCCAAAGAAAACAUUGAACGCGUUAGUGAACCAGCUGCAGAACCUGAGGACGAUGACAUUAACUUAGAUAUGGAUUUUUCGAUGGCAAAAAAGAAAAAGAAAAUUAGGAAGAAAGAGAUUGAUGAACUUAUUGCCGACAAAAAGGAGGAAGAAGAUAAAUUUGAAGAUAAAGAAAAUGUUGACGACAAUAGCUCCACGUGGGCCGGAUCUGACCGUGACUACACCUAUGAUGAGUUGCUUAAAAGGGUGUUUGAAAUUAUAUUGGAUAAAAACCCCGAAAUGGCUGGCGGUCGUAAACCGAAAUUUGUAAUGAGGCCUCCACAGGUAUUACGUGUGGGCACUAAGAAGACAUCUUUCGCAAAUUUCAUGGACAUUGCUAGAACUUUGCAUCGCUUGCCCAAACAUUUAUUGGAUUUUUUACUAGCCGAAUUAGGUACUAGUGGAUCGAUGGAUGGCAAUCAACAGUUAAUCAUUAAAGGACGUUUUCAGCCCAAACAAAUUGAAAACGUAUUACGGCGUUACAUUAAAGAAUAUGUAACCUGCCAUACAUGUCGUUCACCUGAAACUAUACUGCAAAAAGACACCCGUCUCUUCUUUCUCCAAUGUGAAUCUUGCGGCUCGCGUUGUUCAGUGGCCAGUAUUAAAUCGGGUUUCCAAGCUGUUACCGGCAAGCGCGCUGCUAUUAGGGCUAAAACCACAUAAAUCUUAUGAUUUUUAAUUAAUAUUUGUUUUUUUCUUCAAACUUCUGCAAUUAUUUUGUACAAUUUACUACGAUAUUAAUUAGAACAAGUAAUUCGAUUUCAAAACCGCAAUAAAUCUGGGCGUAUUUUAUUACAAUGAAAA
Glossina fuscipes is the source of this 1206-nucleotide messenger RNA. RefSeq names its product eukaryotic translation initiation factor 2 subunit 2 (gene eIF2beta). The record is from RefSeq and is a predicted model, not a curated record. Gene Ontology annotation, biological process: formation of translation preinitiation complex; formation of cytoplasmic translation initiation complex; translational initiation. Gene Ontology annotation, molecular function: translation initiation factor activity; mRNA binding; translation initiation factor binding. Gene Ontology annotation, cellular component: eukaryotic translation initiation factor 2 complex. The transcript has 3 exons. Bases 121 to 1065 code for a protein of 314 amino acids. Lineage: Eukaryota; Metazoa; Arthropoda; Insecta; Diptera; Glossinidae.